Terrapene triunguis (Three-toed box turtle) is the source of this 690-nucleotide messenger RNA. RefSeq names its product GINS complex subunit 4 (gene GINS4). Gene Ontology annotation, biological process: double-strand break repair via break-induced replication; DNA-templated DNA replication. The record is from RefSeq and is a predicted model, not a curated record. The coding region runs from base 12 to 683 and encodes 223 amino acids. The transcript has 7 exons. Gene Ontology annotation, cellular component: GINS complex. Lineage: Eukaryota; Metazoa; Chordata; Testudines; Emydidae.
UCCGGGCCGGGAUGGCGGAGGGGCCGGAGGUGCGCGAACUGGACUCGGACGGGAGCAGCGAGGAGCUGGUGCUGACCCCCGCCCAGCUCCUCCGCAGCCUGGAGCAGGCCUGGCUGAAUGAGAAGUUUGCCCCAGAGCUGCUGGAGAGCAAGUCUGAAAUCGUGGAAUGUGUCAUGGAGCAGCUGGACCACAUGGAGUCAAAUCUGAAACGAGCCAAGCACGGAGACCUGAAGGUCAGCAUCCACCGCAUGGAGAUUGAGAGGAUCCGCUAUGUCCUCAGCAGCUACUUGCGCUGCAGGCUUGUGAAGAUCGAGAAGUUUUUCCCUCAUAUCCUGGAGAAGGAGAAGUCCCGAGCGGAAGGAGAGCCUUCCGUCCUCUCUCCAGAGGAGUUUGCCUUUGCUAAAGAGUACAUGGCGAACACAGAAACCUACUUGAAAAACGUGGCCCUGAAACACAUGCCUCCCAAUCUGCAGAAAGUGGAUCUCCUGAGACUGGUUCCCAAACCCAACCUGGACUCCUUUGUAUUUCUGAGGGUGCAGGAGAGGCAGGAAAACAUAUUGGUGGAGCCAGAGACCGAUGAGCAGAGGGAAUAUGUGAUUGACCUGGAGGAGGGCUCACAGCAUCUGAUCAGAUACAAAACCAUUGCCCCCCUGGUGGCCUCGGGAGCAGUUCAGCUAAUUUAAGACACCA